Hippopotamus amphibius kiboko is the source of this 1053-nucleotide messenger RNA. It is a transcript of the gene WNT8A, whose product is annotated as Wnt family member 8A. The coding region runs from base 16 to 1053 and encodes 345 amino acids. Lineage: Eukaryota; Metazoa; Chordata; Mammalia; Artiodactyla; Hippopotamidae. The record is from RefSeq and is a predicted model, not a curated record. Gene Ontology annotation, molecular function: cytokine activity; frizzled binding. Gene Ontology annotation, biological process: canonical Wnt signaling pathway; cell fate commitment; neuron differentiation. The transcript is spliced from 6 exons. Gene Ontology annotation, cellular component: extracellular region.
GGUGUGGGAAGGGCCAUGGGGGACCUGUUUAUACUCAGGGUGGCUGUGGGCAUAUGCUAUGCAACCUUCAGUGCCUCUGCCUGGUCAGUGAACAAUUUCCUGAUAACAGGUCCCAAGGCCUAUCUGACCUACACCACCAGCGUGGCCCUGGGUGCCCAGAGUGGCAUCGAGGAGUGUAAGUUCCAAUUUGCUUGGGAACGCUGGAACUGCCCUGAAAAUGCUCUCCAGCUUUCCACUCACAACAGGCUGAGAAGUGCCACCAGGGAGACUUCCUUCAUUCACGCUAUCAGCUCUGCUGGAGUCGUGUACACCAUCACCAAGAACUGUAGCAUGGGCGACUUUGAAAACUGUGGCUGUGAUGUGUCAAAAAAUGGAAAAACAGGAGGCCAUGGCUGGAUCUGGGGAGGCUGCAGCGAUAAUGUAGAAUUUGGGGAAAGAAUCUCUAAACUUUUUGUGGACAGCCUGGAGAAGGGGAAGGAUGCCAGAGCCCUAAUGAAUCUUCAUAACAACAGGGCAGGCAGGCUGGCAGUGAGAGCCACCAUGAAAAGGACUUGCAAAUGUCACGGCAUCUCAGGGAGCUGUAGCAUCCAGACUUGCUGGCUGCAGCUGGCUAACUUCCGGGAGAUGGGCGACUACCUGAAGGCCAAGUAUGACCAGGCACUGAAAAUUGAGAUGGAUAAGCGGCGGCCAAGGGCUGGGAACAGUGCCGAGGGCCACUGGGCACCCACUGAGGCCUUCCUUCCUAGUGCAGAAGCCGAGCUGAUCUUUUUAGAGGAAUCGCCUGAUUACUGUACCCGCAAUUCCAGCUUGGGCAUCUAUGGCACAGAGGGUCGGGAGUGUUUGCAGAACAGCCACAACACAUCCAGGUGGGAGCAGUGCAGCUGCAGGCGCUUGUGCACAGAGUGUGGCCUGCAGGUGGAAGAGAAGAGAACUGAGGCUAUCAGCAGCUGUAACUGCAAAUUCCAGUGGUGCUGCACGGUCAAGUGUGACCAGUGUAGGCAAGUGGUGAGCAAGUACUACUGCAUGCGCUCCCCAGGCAGUGCUUGGUCCUAA